Messenger RNA from Dovyalis caffra, 945 nucleotides. The record is from the annotation of a GenBank genome assembly. NCBI's taxonomy places the organism in Eukaryota, Viridiplantae, Streptophyta, Magnoliopsida, Malpighiales, Salicaceae.
AUGCUUGUGAGUUUGUUCGAUAAUAAGACUUCAGGUCUAUCUUUACUUUUUGGUAGUCAUGAGGUUGAUAUGUUAACAAGUCUUUCGCUGCAGACAUUUCUGUCCCGUCGUUUUACUUGUAGCUAUAAAGAGCUUGCUAAUUAUGUCUUGAUUCAUUGCCCUACAACCAGCCUCAUUCGCAUUAAAGCAUUCAUGUCGAUCUGUGGAAUCCAAGCCUUGCCUCUUGAGGUCACUGUCGUUGCUUGUUACAAUUUGGAAGACAAGGAGUGGAUAUCAAGACAAGAUCCUUAUGUUAGUGUUGAGUAUGGAAACACCAAGUACCGAACCAAAACGUGCACAGAUGGAGGAAGGAACCCCACUUUUCAGGAGAAGUUCAUUUUCACACUUAUUGAAGGCCUCCGAGAAUUGAAUGUUGUAGUUUGGAACAGUCACACCCUCUCUGCUGAUGAACAUAUUGGCACCGGAAGAAUUCAGCUCCAUAAAGCCCUUUCCGGAGGUUUUGAUGAUGUUUCCUGGCCCAUACAGAGCAAAACUGGGAGGCAUUCAGGGGAAGUUCGACUGAUAUUGCACUACUCAAAUGCCGAACAGCAUAAAGCAAAAAUGACUCCAUCAGGACCAAAAUAUGCAACACCAUCAGCCACCCUGAACCAGGUCCUGCCAUAUUCUUCAAUGUCAACAGCACCUGCUACUCAUUACCCUGCCACAGCUGCCUACUCUGCCGCGUCUCCGUACACCGGGUACCCUCCUAAUCCUGUAACCUAUCCGCUAUCCUUAUACCUUCCCACUCCACCAGCUGGCUACCCUCCGCAAGCAUGUGCUCCUGCAGGCUACCCUCCACAAGCAUACCCACCUCCCCACCAGCCCUUACCAUGCUAUCCUACAGGUGCAAUAUCCGGGGUGUAUCCACCACCACCAUCAGGAAUCUAUCCACCACCGCCAUACUGA